Messenger RNA from Suncus etruscus (white-toothed pygmy shrew), 3284 nucleotides. RefSeq names its product SDA1 domain containing 1 (gene SDAD1). Gene Ontology annotation, biological process: ribosomal large subunit biogenesis; ribosomal large subunit export from nucleus. Gene Ontology annotation, cellular component: nucleolus. Lineage: Eukaryota; Metazoa; Chordata; Mammalia; Eulipotyphla; Soricidae. The record is from RefSeq and is a predicted model, not a curated record.
UUGCCGGCGUGGUGCGUUUUCUUGACAUUCUUCGCCUGAGCUGCGUUCGACCGCAAACAUGUCCAACAGAAACAACAACAAGCUGCCCAGCAACCUGCCGCAGUUACAGAACCUGGUGAAGCGGGACCCGCCCGCGUACCUGGAAGAGUUUCUGCAACAGUACAACCACUACAAAUCCAAUGUGGAAAUUUUCAAAUUGCAACCAAAUAAACCUAGCAAAGAACUGGCAGAGUUGGUGAUGUUCAUGGCACAGAUUGGUCACUGCUAUCCAGAACACUUAAGUAACUUUCCUCAGGAGCUGAAAGAUCUUCUCUCCUGCAAUCACACUGUGUUGGAUCCAGAUCUUCGAAUGACAUUUUGCAAGGCUUUGAUCUUACUAAGAAAUAAGAAUCUCAUCAAUCCUUCAAGCUUAUUAGAACUCUUCUUUGAACUUCUGCGUUGCCAUGAUAAGUUGCUGCGAAAGACUUUAUACACACAUAUUGUGACUGACAUCAAGAACAUAAAUGCAAAACACAAGAACAAUAAAGUGAACGUGGUAUUACAAAAUUUCAUGUACACCAUGUUAAGAGACAGCAAUGCAACUGCAGCUAAGAUGUCAUUGGAUGUGAUGAUUGAACUCUACAGAAGGAAUAUCUGGAAUGAUGCCAAAACAGUCAAUGUUAUCACAACUGCUUGUUUCUCAAAGGUCACCAAGAUAUUAGUUGCUGCUUUGACAUUCUUCCUUGGGAAAGAUGAGGAGGAGAAACAGGGCAGUGAUUCAGAAUCUGAGGAUGAAGGACCAAAAGCCAGAGACCUGCUCGUGCAGUAUGCCACGGGAAAGAAAAGCUCCAAAAACAAGAAGAAAUUGGAAAAGGCGAUGAAAGUGCUUAAGAAACAAAAGAAGAAGAAAAAACCAGAGGUGUUUAAUUUUUCAGCUAUUCACUUGAUUCAUGAUCCCCAAGAUUUCGCAGAAAAACUGCUGAAGCAGUUGGAGAGCUCUAAGGAGAGGUUCGAAGUGAAGAUGAUGCUCAUGAACCUCAUCUCCAGACUAGUGGGAAUUCAUGAGCUUUUCCUCUUCAACUUCUAUCCCUUCCUCCAAAGGUUUCUGCAGCCACACCAAAGAGAAGUAACCAAGAUCCUUCUGUUUGCUGCACAAGCAUCUCAUAACCUCGUGCCCCCAGAGAUCAUUCAGUCCUUGCUUAUGACUGUGGCCAACAAUUUUGUUACUGACAAGAACUCUGGGGAAGUCAUGACAGUAGGAAUCAAUGCUAUUAAAGAGAUAACUGCUCGAUGUCCUCUAGCCAUGACCGAAGAACUUCUCCAAGACCUGGCUCAGUAUAAAACACAUAAAGAUAAGAAUGUGAUGAUGUCUGCUAGAACUUUGAUUCAGCUCUUCCGAACACUGAAUCCUAAGAUGUUACAGAAGAAAUUCCGGGGUAAACCAACAGAAGCCUCCGUAGAAGCAAGAGUACAAGAAUAUGGAGAACUAGAUGCAAAAGAUUACAUUCCAGGAGCAGAAGUUCUGGAAGUUGAAAAAGAAGAGAGUUCUGAAAACGAUGAAGAUGGCUGGGAAAGCGCCAGUCUCAGUGAAGAGGAUGACAGCGAUGGGGAGUGGGUUGAUGUACACCACUCCUCUGAUGAGGACCAGCAAGAAAUUGCCAAUAAGCUAAACAGCAUGCCCAUGGAGGAGCGGAAAGCCAGAGCCGCGGUUGUCAGCACUAGCCGAGUUUUGACACAAGAAGACUUUCAGAAGAUCCGCAUAGCCCAAAUGAGAAAGGAACUGGAUGCGGCCCCUGGGAAAGCCCCAAAGAGGAAAUAUAUUGAAAUAGACAGUGAUGAGGAGUCCAGGGGUGAGCUACUUUCUCUUCGGGAUAUUGAAAGACUUCAUAAAAAACCCAAGUCUGACAAGGAGACAAGACUAGCAACUGCAAUGGCUGGAAAGACAGACCGAAAAGAAUUUGUGAGGAAGAAAACCAAAAUGAAUCCAUUUUCUAGUUCCACAAAUAAAGAGAAGAAAAAACAGAAGAACUUCAUGAUGAUGAGAUAUAGCCAAAAUGUCCGGUCCAAAAAUAAACGUUCUUUCCGAGAUAAACAGCUGGCACUUCGCGAUGCACUUCUGAGGAAGAGAAAAAGAAUGAAGUGAUCUCCAACUAACUUUUUCUUUCCAAUGGGAAGGCUACAUAUGAGCUAUUACUGUGAAAAUUAAUAACCAGUAAUGUUUGUUUACAUUAAAAAGUCCAGACACACUGUACUAUGAAAACCCAGAAAACUUGGUAGCAUUUGAUGCUUUUAUUUUGGACCUGGUUAGUGGUAGGAGGCUUGAAAUCGGAAAGUAGUGGUAGUGUAAAAAUUAUUUACAUUUAGUUUUUUUGCAGAAAGUGAAGUGCCUUCUCGUCACUGAAGUGAGAAAUGAAUGAGCUGUAAACUGUGUGUGUGUGUGUGUGUGUGUGUGUGUGUGUGUUUCACAGGACCAUCUAAAUAGUUCUAUGAUGACCGGUUCUUGUGAACCUGACAUGUCCUGUGGGAUUGUGUAACUUGCAGAUUAACUGCAGGGGGUAGGAAUUAGGUAUUUUUAAACCAAGCAAGGAAUGUUAUAGGAGUAAGGUUCUCAUAAAUAGGCUUACCUGUUGCAGACGAAGUCUCUACUGCAUAGAUUUUGUAAGCAUUUUAGUUUUUUAGUUUAUCCUUAAGAGUUUAAUAUUUUUCAAAUGCCCUGUACAGUCUCUGCAUUUAAGACCUCAAUUUUUAAAUUGCCUCAAGUGUAUAUAGUAAUAUUGAGGUAUCUUUCAUUCACCACUUGGUUCCCCUCUCUUCCAUUGAUGUUAGUUCCCCCAGUUUCCCUUCACCCUCUAAUUAAUUGUCUAAGCUCAUUUGUCUUAAUUAGUAGGUUAUUGUGAGGGGAGAAGGGGUCUGAGCUGCACUUUGCAGUUUUCAGGAAUACUCCCUGCUCAGUGCUUAAGGAAUACAUUCUCCUUUCAGUGCUCAGAGUACCAUGCAGCUCCACCAUCAAACUUGGGCCAUCCCCACAAGAGCAUGCACAACCCAUUAAGUCAUCUUCAUGGCCUGACAAAAGGUUUCUAGUGUCAUAAAGCACUCUUUCUUGGUCCAGAGAGUUAGUUCAGCAGGUAAAGUAUUUGUCUUGCUUGCAGCUGUCCCAGGUUCAAUUUCUGGCACCACAUGUGGGCCCCUGAGCACUGCUAUGAAUGAAGCCUAAAACACAGUCAGGAGUAAACCCUGAUUAGGCACAGCCAAAUAUGGUCCAAAACUCCAGAGUAAAUAAAUAAACUUAUUUAAGAGUACUCUUU